Messenger RNA from Rotaria sp. Silwood2, 1593 nucleotides. The record is from the annotation of a GenBank genome assembly. NCBI's taxonomy places the organism in Eukaryota, Metazoa, Rotifera, Eurotatoria, Philodinida, Philodinidae.
AUGCGAACAUUUCUUGUGCUUACAUUCGUUACGAUCAAUUCUCUAUUGAAGCAUGUUCAAGCCAAUCGAACAAUUAUAGUUCCUACUGAAUAUGGUGACGUACUUGGUUAUGAAACAAGUAUGGCUCGUAUUUUUUACGGAAUUCCAUAUGCACAGCCACCUAUUGGCGACUUGAGAUGGAAUCGACCAGCACCUAUUUCAAAAUGGACUCCGAAAGUAUUAAAUGCUACAACACGUGCUCCAGCUUGUCCUCAACCACCAUGUGGCGGUAUUCCAUCAUUUCUUUGUCCUACAAUAUUCUCUGAGGAUUGUCUUUACUUGAACAUAUUUACACCAUUGCCAAGUAAUUCAACAUCAUCACCUCGUCUACCCGUUAUGAUCUUUAUUCCUGGUGGUAAUUUCCAAUAUCUUGAUGCUUCGGUACCAGUCUAUGAAUCUGAACGAAUUGUUAAUACUACGAAUGUUAUCAUUGCUCUUAUUCAAUUUCGUCUUGGUGUACUUGGUUUUCUUGCAACGGGAACUAAACCAGAUGAUAUAAAAGGUAACUAUGGUAUUCUUGAUCAACGAUUGGCUAUUGCCUGGAUUAAAGCGAAUAUUGAUGCUUUCGGUGGAGAUCCUAAUCAGAUAACACUAUUUGGUCAAAGUGCUGGAGCACAAUCAGUGGCUUUACAUCAUAUAACAAGUGAGAUGCAAUCGUUCUUUCAGGCGAGUAUUAUUCAAAGUGCUCCGAUGGCGAUUCCAUUUCGAACUUAUGAACAAUAUAUUACACCUGCUACUCUUCUUGCUGAAGUACUUCAAUGUGCUGUUGGAGAUAUAAGCUGUUUACGCAAAGCAUCUUCUCAGGACAUAGCUACUGCUCAGACAAAAGUAAAUGCUAUGUUAACUUCGUUAGAAUUUUUACUAUUUUUUGAGCCAUGGGUACCUGUAAUUGACAAUAAUAUUGUAAAAGGUCAACUUAUUGAAAUAGUACAGAAUACAUCUUUUCCACUUAAACCACUUGUAAUUGGUACAUUGACUGAAGAAGCAAUUUUUUACAUCUAUGAAGCAUGGGUAAAACCGGUCACAUUGUCAUUAUAUCUUGAAAUUGUACUCUUCACGUUUCGUGAACAUGCCGUUAAAGUGAUGGAACGUUAUCCACCUAUUGAACUUAACGAUUUACGGCCACUUCUAUCUCAAAUGGCUACACAAUGGGUGUUUGCAUGUCCGACACGUAUUUAUGCUCGUAAAGCUGCUUCAUAUUCGUAUGUUUUUGGUUUUCCACUUGAUUUUGAUGGAUGGGAAAACGAAACGUUUUGUAAUAAUCAUGUCUGUCAUGCUGGUGAACUACCUUUUACAUUUGAAUCAGCAUGGGUUAAUUUUACAGAUGCUGGCAAACGUGUUUCAAUGAGUAUGGCUACUUAUUGGACUAAUUUUGCCAAGACUCAUGAUACAAACCAACCAGUACCACAGUCAAUAGUAUGGCCAAAAAUGAAUACUGAUGAACCUUAUUUGUACUUUCAAGAUCCACUAGAUGUUCGCAGCGCUUAUUUGAAGGAUGAUUGUGACUUUUGGGACAAAAUUGGUUACAAAACAAUCCCUCCUAUCUAUGUCUAA